This is a messenger RNA of Zingiber officinale, 1102 nucleotides long. RefSeq names its product mitochondrial import inner membrane translocase subunit TIM17-2-like. The coding region runs from base 109 to 819 and encodes 236 amino acids. Lineage: Eukaryota; Viridiplantae; Streptophyta; Magnoliopsida; Zingiberales; Zingiberaceae. The record is from RefSeq and is a predicted model, not a curated record. The transcript is spliced from 2 exons. Gene Ontology annotation, molecular function: transmembrane protein transporter activity. Gene Ontology annotation, biological process: protein import into mitochondrial matrix. Gene Ontology annotation, cellular component: mitochondrial inner membrane; TIM23 mitochondrial import inner membrane translocase complex.
CGCUGGUAAUCGUUCGGUCCUUUCUCGUUGCGCGACCGUGCUGCGGCGGCACCGAAACGCAGUUUUAGGGUUUCUUCUCCGUUGUCGAGGAGCCGUGCGAAGCAGGCGAUGGGCACGCCGGAGACAUCGCGAGAGCCCUGCCCCGACCGUAUUCUGGACGAUGUCGGCGGUGCGUUCGGCAUGGGUGCGGUCGGUGGCUCCGCCUUCCACUUCAUCAAGGGCCUCUACAACUCCCCCAACGGAGAGCGCCUCACCGGAGGCGUCCAGGCCGUCCGCAUGAACGCCCCCCGAGUCGGGGGCAGCUUUGCCGUCUGGGGCGGCCUCUUCUCCACCUUCGAUUGUUCAAUGGUCUAUCUCCGCCAGAAGGAGGACCCCUGGAACUCGAUCCUUGCGGGAGCCGCCACUGGAGGGUUCCUCCAGAUGCGCCAGGGUGCAGGUCCUGCCGCUCGGUCUGCUCUCUUCGGUGGCAUCCUACUCGCUCUCAUCGAGGGCGCCGGCAUAAUGCUCAAUCGCGUUCUCAGUGUCCCACAGAACCUGCCUCCCUUGGAGGAUCCCAAUGUCCCAGUUACCCCUCCUAACAUUGCUUCAGUUAUCCCGUAUAAUGCCCCUGCUUCGGGGUUACAGCACGUGCCCUUCCAACUUGAUUCCUCUGACAGCACUUCGUCUUCCUCUUCAUCUUCGUCAAGCUGGUUUGGAGGGUUUUUUGGCGGUGGUAAAAAGCAGGAAGAAAACGAUUCAAAAAGAGGAGGCAGCAAGGCAGAGGUGUUGGAGAGCUUUGACACACCAAGCACACCACCUCCAAAGUUCGAGUACAGAUAAUUUAGGAACGGUUUAAUUAUCCAAUAAAGAGGAAUCUGAUGCGAGAAACGGCUGCAGCAUAUCUGUUCUGGAUUCUCCGUUCUAUAUAUUUGUAUUGCAUACAGGUGCAAACAUUUUCGAAGCUAUACUUGUCAAAUAUUUGAUGCACUUGUAACGUCAGUUGGAUUGGAUCUUUUUGAUUCAACAUUCUAUGUUGUCUAAGCUUGCAUGCUUGGAGAAACCUUGGCUAGUCCGGUUUGUAUCUAAAUAUUUUUCAAACAUAGAUAAACUAAUAAUUUUAUUA